Messenger RNA from Rhopilema esculentum, 3597 nucleotides. RefSeq lists its product as uncharacterized. The record is from RefSeq and is a predicted model, not a curated record. Gene Ontology annotation, biological process: interstrand cross-link repair. Lineage: Eukaryota; Metazoa; Cnidaria; Scyphozoa; Rhizostomeae; Rhizostomatidae. Gene Ontology annotation, cellular component: Fanconi anaemia nuclear complex.
UUUCGUCGUUCAGUACUUUUUUUCUUUACAAGAAAUAGGUAUGCAACAUAAAUUAUAUUUUAUUUGAAUUAUACUUAGCGUUGGUAGUUUAAAAUAGUUGGCUUUUUUCGUUUGAAUAUAGCUGCAGAUUUUACCAACUUUGAAUCAAGAAAGAAAAAACAGUAAGUUCAGAGGAGUUAAUUCCAAAAAAUUUGUUUUAAUGCAAAGGAGGAUUGGGUCCAGCCUUUCUUGAUAGUUGAUGUUGGGGUGAAAGGAAUUUCAAGUUUGACUUUAGUCUUGGUUCAAAGUAUUUUUAUUGGUGUUGCCUUCAUUUCCGAGGGUCUUUAGGGUGUAGCAAUGCAAAAUAUUCCUAGGGGCCACGCACCCAGAACACCGACCCUGUCUCCCUUGACAGGGCCUUCACCUACAACCAGGCUUCGUCAUUGGCUAAACGACGAAUCUUAAUCUGUUCCAGUAGCAAACUUUGACACCCCAAGGUGCCCUUUCUGCCGGUCCUGCCCCCGCCGCAUCACGAAGCCUGGCGCCUCUGUUUUAGAACAUAAUACAUAUUUAUGACAAUAUCAGCCUUCCUCUUGUUGUAUAUGAUAUACCCUGGGUUCCAGAGCGUCAGUGUCGAGGAAAUAGGGGGUUACUCUCCCGCAACCCCCUAUUUCCUCGCCGCCCUAUUUCCUCGACAUUUACUUUGUUUUAUUAUCAAUGAUUGUUUAUUAUGCCUCUGAUCGAGAUGUCGGAUCGAGAUUAAUAUGGCGGGAAAGUUGUGUGGAGGAAUAGGCCCAUGAAACCUUUUCUAAAUUUAAAAUGAUUGGUGAUAAGUCAAUAUUUUGUCUUCUUUUUAAUUUUGAUGUUUCAAAUUGACUCUACGACCACCCUAGGCCUCUGCAGCAAGGCAUGGCUUUCAAAGAAGCGGAAGAAUUUGAGAAACUUCUUGAAAGUUCUGAUGUUUAUAAACCCAAAGAUCUGGCUUCAGGACUGUUUCGAGAUGCUGAUGAAGAUGCUAUGCUUGAAAUCUCAAAAGCAGUUGCUCGACUCCCAGUUCUACCAAUAUUGUCAGAAUGCGCAGGGGGGUCACCAUAUGACUCGACUGAAAGGGGUAAGGGACAUGAAAUUUCAAAGGAAAUCGAAUCUCUUCAAGAACAAGCUAAAUCAUUUUCAAGUCAUUUUUUGAUAGACAUUUGUGACUUGUCCGUCAGUUCAGAAUAUGUCGGCAAUGCCAUUCUAUUUAUGAUCCAGGAGCACAAAAACCCGGGAAAGUCGUUUGAGGCGAGUGGUAUUGACAAACUGAUAACAACUUUUAACGAAUUGGCUCAGAAGAAGCAAAUAUGCAAAGAAGUAGUAUCUGAAGUUAUUCUAAGAUCCAAGAGAAUAAUCCCACUUGAAGUUCUUAUGCCUCUGACUGAGGUAGGAUUGCUUUCUUUAAGCAAAUAUCUUGCCACAUCUUUGGAUGCAGGAGAUGGCAAUAUGCUAAGUGAGGAGCGACUUUCUGCUCUGCAUAAGGACCUUGAGUGUUUUCUCUGCAGAAGUGGCUCGACAGAGUACGUUAGAUUACCAGGUAAUGAAAUAUUGUGUUUCAUUAUGUCUUUAACGGCUCUAAAUCCUAAUGCUUUAGGCGUUGCAAACAAUGUUCAGAAAACUGUGAAUGCAAUGAUUUGCCAAAUCAUCGAAGAACACGAUUUUAAGGAACUUUUUGCUAAAAAUGAAAGGGAAUCUUUGGUCGCAAAACUGGCAGACAUGGAUAAUUCUGAAAAACAUCAUAUCACUGCGAGGGUGGACUUUUUCAUGCAACUUGUCGAGACCUUUCUAAAGAUGGGACAAAAUCAAACGAUAAACAAUGCUUUUUUGUCACACUCCGAGUGGGUCUUCGCUAGAAUGACUGAGAAUACAAUUACCUCUCUACAAGCAAUGAUGCUUUAUGUAGAUGACAAGGAUUUAAUCUCAAUCAUUGCUACAUCGAUGCGUGAAAGUAACUGUAACUUUCAGAGGCUACUCUCGUUUAUUUCUGUAUGGCUUAUAUCUUCAGAGAGUGCGCCAGACGUCUUUGCAAAAACCCUUACAAAUCUUCUAGUUGAUUCAAUCGAUUUGAAACAAAUGUCUCUGGUUAAGGUUACCUUGCUAGUUGCAAGACAUUGCACUUUACAUAAUCAUUGUGGCUUUCCAUCGUACUCGAAAUGGCUUCAAAACACACUGAAGGAUGUAUUAUUGGUAAAUAAUCGAGACUCGUUUAUGACGUAUCUUAGAUGUUUAAACGAUUUGCUACCUGUAGAAACAAGAGAUUUUCUAAAGGUACAUUUGACUUUAGGCUUUGAAGUCCCAGCUAUUGCAAAACAUUUGUUUAAUGACUAUAGUGGUAUUGCCAAGACAAGACUCUGCGACUUAAAGGCAAAGCCAACGCAGAAUGAUGUACAAUUCAUUCACGUGAACAAGGAAUUUGAUUCAGGUGCCUUGAAGGACGUGGGGAUUUCUGUGGGUCAAUACGCGAUCAACGGGAAGAUCCCGAAGGCUGUUUUCGAAAUGAGCGUGUUUCAAAAGAAUUAUUUCCUGAGCUCUUUUCUGCCCGCUUUAUUGAACCCUGAAGCUCUGCACAAUGACGAGAAUCGCAAAAAGUUCGUAGAAGAGCUCAAAAGGGCAGGGAAGAUACCAAACAAAAUAUACCAGACUUACGAACGAGCAUGUGAAGAUUUUAACAUAAAAAAUACCUUCAACGAUGUCACUCGAAGUCUUAGCGAGCUUGCUGAUAUAGUAGUUAAGAAAAUUAAUGAACUGCCUCAAAUCAUUGUCAGCAAUCAACAGAUUGAGCAGCAGAAACACCGGAGAGUUGCCAUUCAAACAUAUCUGGCAUCUUUGUCAGCACAUUUAAAACACUUUGAAGAUGUUUGCGAGGAAAGAGGGAGUGAAGAUAUUUUAGCCUCUUUGUUCAAGGGUAAUUUUGCAGAUGCUCUGCUUGAUGAGAUUUGUCAUUCAUUCGCUAUGAGCUCAGAUCCCAAAGCAUUUGCGAGCUGUAAAUGGAUAAAAUGGGUGCUUCAAAUAACAACUGAUGGCGAUGACUUAUUAGCACGCUUAAAAUCACGAAUCUUGAAACUACUGGAAAGUGAUAUUUCUGUGCUAGAAUCAUACCAUCUACAAGCCAUUGCUUGUAUUGUUUCUACACUUCAAAGCAUCGAAAACCAGCCAGAGGAUCUAAGGGAAUCGUUUUUGAAGCAGGCUGUGCAUUCUUCAUUAGGAUUGCAAGAAAAUGAAAUAGCAUUACGAAGAGUUUGUCAGGCUUUUGAAUUUGUUUCGUAUCUUCUGUUUUUCUGUUCUUUGAUUUCAAACGAAGUGAUUGUUGCUGAUGACAACUUGACUAGUGAUGUUUGCAUUGUUAAUGAUGCUAUAUUGUUGCCAAAGUCAAUCAUAGAUAUUUGGAUGAUGGUAACAAACAGGUUGAAGACAUCUGUCGGUGCCAUAGAAGGCUCACUCGAAGCUCCAUUGAAAGAUUCGGUUACUGAAUUGAAAGAAACUUUGGAAUUUGCCGAAUCGGUCCAGCUGUUAAACCCUUAUAAAGCUACUGUUGCAAACUACCAAUUUGAUCUAAGGGCAUGGCUUAAUUCGAACUUCAGAUAG